GGGCUGAAAAGAGCUGGACAGGAAGACAGAGCAUCAGUCUGUGACGGGACCGGGACCGGAGCCAUGAAGCUGCAUGGGCUGAACUCGCUGCUCGUGUCUCUGCCUGCGAUGACGGUGAUGAUGAUGAUAAUGAUGAAGGCUCCAGCUGCAUCACAGCAGAACUUCUGCCUGAACUCGACAGUGUUGAGGACUUGGACCGCCUGUCACUCCUGUCGCAUCACUGCGCUGAUCCAGUGUCCCCUUGGGUUUAGACGGACUCUUGGCGCCGUGGCUAACAACUGCAGCUACCACGUCAGAACCGCCAGUCUGAAGAUCACCCUCAGCGGCUGCUCCUUCGAGUGCUACAGAGAGGAGGAGGUGAAGAGCUGCUGUCCCGGUUACUGGGGUCCAGAUUGUGUCGAGUGUCCGGAUCAGGCCCACGCACCCUGCAGCAACAGAGGAGUGUGUUCUGAUGGACUGGGAGGAAACGGGACCUGCGCCUGUCAGGUGGGUUUUACAGGAACUGCGUGUGAGGAUUGUUCCCCGGAUCGAUACGGUUCCACCUGCACCUCAGAAUGCACCUGUGUCCAUGGUCUGUGUAACUCUGGACUCAAAGGUGACGGAAGAUGCACCUGCUUCUCUGGAUAUAAAGGUCCAAACUGUGACCAAGAGCUCCCUGAGUGUGCGGCUCUCGGCUGCCAGCAGAACGCCCGCUGCAUGGAGCAGGCUGUGAGCGGACGGCUGGUGUGCGAGUGUUUGCCCGGGUACCAGCGUUCUGCAGAUCAGUGUUUAUCUGUUAACCCGUGUCUUCAGAGCGUCUGUCACGCCCGCGCCUCCUGCCUCCACACGGGUCCGAACCAGCACCGCUGUGUCUGCAAAGAGGGCUACAGUGGCGACGGCCGGGUCUGCGUGAGCAUCGAUCCAUGUCAGACUGGACAGGGAGGCUGCUCCGAGUCCACCCGAUGCGUCUACGAUGGACCGGGACAGUCCCACUGCGAGUGUCUUCCUGGCUUUGAAAAGCUGCUGAAUGGUGUCUGCAGCGUGAGGGACUCGUGUAGACCCGAUUCCUGUCACCAGAAUGCCAACUGUACCACCGUGGGCCCAGGAAGAGUCCAGUGCACCUGUCUGCAGGGCUACGUCGGCAGCGGUAAAGUCUGUUAUGGGAACCUCGUCCAGCGCCUGAACGAGCUCAACACCGACCCCAGAGGCCAGUGGACCGGUCAGCUGAGCAACGCCAUCGCUCUGUUCGCUUCCAUCUCGUGGCCUCUGCAGAAUUUGGGUCCUUUCACUGUUUUUGUCCCCAUCAACAGAGGCUUUAAAGACGUGUCGGUGAGGACUCUGGCAGCAGACGUGAACAAGGCCAAGUACCUGUGUAAGCUGCACCUGGUGGCCGGCGUGGUCCCGUCCCACGCCCUGAGGAGCUUCAGCGUCUUCUACACGCUGACGGGGAAGUCAGCGGAGACGGAGGUGUCCGAGGACAAGGAGACAAGAAUCCGGAUUCACGGCAGCAGGCAGAAAGGCAGCAUCCUCCAGUCGGAUCUGGUCGCCUCCAACGGGAUGAUCCACAUCAUCUCCAAGCUGAUGGACAGCGUGUCGCCCACGGUGGAGAGCGACCCUGAGGAAAACCUGAUGAAGAUCAUCUCUAACUAUGAUAAAUUUGACAAGUUUAGAUCUUUGUUGGAGAAAACGGACCUGGCGCCUGUGGUGGACCUUCCUGGACCCAUCACUGCCUUCGCUCCCUGCAGCGCGGCCUUUGAAGCCAUGGCCGCUGGACACCUACAGUACCUGAGCAGCUCUGACGGCCGCAACAAGCUGCUGGAGCUGAUGAGGAACCACGUUGUCCCCUCCACCAGCCUGGAUGUCCUUAACCUCGUGUCCAGUCCCAGAAUCGUGACCAUGGCCAAUCAGGUUCUGACCGUCAACGUGACUGAAAACGGCCAGAUCCUGGUCGACGGAGCCGCCGUGCUGGAAGCAGCCGUCCAAGCUAAGAACGGACGUCUGUAUGUCCUGGACCGGGUCUUGGUUCCGGCCUCUAUUCAGCCUGUGCUGCCCCACAGGUGUGACCUGUCUCAGAGGCAGAUUGUGGAGAGUGAAUGUGUGAGCUGCUCAAAGCUGCAGGUGUCCCGGUGUCCGUCGGGCAGCGUUCACACGGGUUCUUCCUUUGGAUGCCUUUACUUAUUGUCUACUGGUGACUCGCGGCUGAUGUUCCCUGCCAAAGGCUGCUCCCUGCUCUGCAACACAACAGUGACGACUCCAGCAUGUUGUGCGGGUUUCUACGGUCCAGACUGCAGUCCCUGUCCUGGCGGCUUCCAGAGUCCGUGCUCGGGUCACGGUCAGUGUGUGGAGGGGAUUAAAGGGAACGGAUCGUGUAUCUGUGAUCCAAACUUCAGUGGGUCCCGCUGUCAGUACUGUGCCUCCUCCACCAAAUACGGACCCAAGUGUGACAGAACCUGUCCCUGUGUCCACGGACAGUGUGAGAGCCGCCCGGACUCGGACGGGCGCUGUAAACCGGACUCCUGCCAGCAGGGGUUCACGGGUCGGUUCUGUGAACGCAAGACGGCGGCGUGCGGCGCCCGCAUCCAGUUCUGCCACGCCCACGCAGACUGUGACUUCAGCCAGACGAGCCCACGAUGUGUGUGCAAACCCGGUUACCAAGGCGACGGCAUCACCUGUGUGGAGUCUGACCCGUGUGCUCCGCCUCUCAGGGGCGGCUGCAGCGUGAACGCGAAGUGUGUGCAGACAGGACCAGCGACGCACACGUGUCAGUGUCUGAGGGGAUGGAGGGAGGACGGGGACGACUGCCAGCCAAUCAACAACUGCAAUAGCCCCGACCGAGGAGGCUGCCACCCCAGUGCCACCUGCAUCUACAUUGGACCUGGACAGAGCGACUGUAGCUGUAAACUCGGCUACAAGGGAAACGGGUUCGAGUGUGAAGCCGUGAACCAGUGUGUCACCGCAGACGGGGGCUGUCACUACUGGGCCAGCUGUCUGCUGCGCUCGUCCCAGUGGACGUGCGUCUGCGAUGAAGGAUACGUGGGAGACGGGCGUGCGUGUUACGGGUCUGUGGAGCAGGGGCUGAUGGCGCUGCCCGAUGCCUCAGACUUCUCGGGCUGGGUCACGGAUUCUGGGAUGUCUGAGUCUCUGCUGGAUCAGAACAUCACCCUCUUGGUUCCGUCUUCAGCUGCUGUUGCUAAAAUGUCUUCAGAGGAUAAAAGCUUCUGGACCAUGAAGGGAAACCUGCCCAGUCUGAUCAGGAAUCACAUGAUUCCAGGGAACGUUCCGCUGUCGUUCCUAAGCAACGUGUCCUCCCUGACCUCCCUUCUCAAGACCACACUUCCAGUUCGGACGGACGGGAACCAGCUCACCGAUGUUGGUGGCGCCGCCGUCACAAUGUCCAACAUACCGGCAACCAACGGACUGAUCCACGUCAUCGACAAGGUUCUGGUUCCGGACAGGAAGCUGAGCGAAGGCCUGCUCGCAAUGCUGUCUCUGAGACCCGAGUUCUCCCUCUUCAGAUCAUAUCUCAUCAACUACAACCUGACGGAGGAAAUCGAACGGGCCAGCGAGUUCACGGUCUUUGCUCCGACAGAUGGAGCCAUCAAGCAUUACCUCAGUCAUGUGGCAGCAGAUGCUCUGGACAUCAACACGACCCGGUACCAUGUGAUUCUGGCUCAGCGUCUGUUGAAGACUGACCUACAGUUGAGUGGAUACAAGCAGACAAUGCUCGGGUUCUCCUUCCAGUUGGGAUUUUUCCCUCGAGACGGAAAGCUGUUUGUGAACGAUGCUCUGCUGAACUCUACCAACAUCCUGAGCGGUAAAGGCGUGAUCCAUGGCCUGUCAGCGGUUCUGGAGAUCAACUGGAACCGCUGUGACCAGACUUCCUACCAGAAACUCGUGGGAGCGUGUGAGGACUGUUUGCUCCCACGCAGAAGCUCCUGCCUCAAAGGCACCGACCCAGACUUUUCAGUGGCGAGGAAGAAAUGUAUGUACCUGAGGAUGUUCGAGGGCGAGCGGCUGCUGAUCUCCGGCUGCAGAACCACCUGCCUGCGGCCCAAAGUUGAAGCGCGGUGCUGUGGCGGCUACUUUGGAGAGCACUGUGAGCCGUGUCCCGGUCCGAAGGGGAAGCCCUGCUACGGUAACGGGGCGUGUUUGGACGGGACCCGCGGCACCGGAGUCUGUCUGUGCAACAGAGGCUUCAACGGGACGGCCUGCGAGACCUGCGAGGGCGGGAAGUAUGGAGUCCACUGUGACCAAGACUGCCACUGUCAGAACGGACGCUGCAGUGACGGGGUUCGAGGCGACGGGACGUGUGAGUGUGACGUUGGCUGGAGAGGAGUCUUCUGCGAUGAAAGUAAGAGUCUGUCUGAACCGGACCCGGCGCUGAGGGUUACGCAUCUUUCCUCCCAUAAUCGUUUCUGUGUCCGCUGCCUUUUAGAGGUUGAAUCCAGAGCUGACCAACUGUGCGGCUCAUUUAAAUGUCACACCAGCGCAAACUGUGUGUUUCAGACAUCCGGACCUCGGUGUCUCUGUGCUGCUGGAUUUGAGGGAGACGGAACCGUCUGUGAAGCCAAAGACCCGUGUCUGGUGGACAACGGCGGCUGCAGCCCGGACGGCGUCUGUAAGAGAACCCGACCCGGACGGAGAGACUGCGUGUGUAACAGCGGCUUCUCUGGGGACGGACUCGUGUGUGUCGGCAUCAACCCGUGUCUGGAGGGAAACGGAGGCUGCCACGUCCACGCAGACUGUGUUCACGUUGGACCAAACCGAACGUCCUGUGCCUGUAAAGAAGGUUACUCAGGGGAUGGAAGCAGCUGUGAGAUGAUCAACUUGUGUCUAAAGAGAAACGGUGGCUGUCACCGGAAGGCGUGGUGUAACAUGACGGGACCAGGAGCAGCCAACUGCACGUGUAACAACGGCUUCGUGGGCGACGGCCUGGUCUGCAGAGGCACUGUGAUGCAGGAACUCCUGACGAGGAAGCUGGGAGGCUUCCAACUGGGCCUGAUGGAUGCGUCCAUUUCACUGAGCGGUCGGGGCCCUUUCACCGUUUUUGUUCCGAGUUCCAGGGCCUACAGGAACGUGAACGUAAAGAUGAGGACCCUGCUGCGGAGAAACCGAGAGAAAUUCGCCAGCGUUCUGCGGAGCCACAUCGUCAUGGGUCACACUCUGCUGCCCGCCGACCUGAACCCGCCCCGGAACCUGACCACUCUGUCUGGACUCGUGCUGACCACCGGGUCCCGUCAGGGGGUCAUCACUGUCAACGAGGCCAAUGUCACGUACAGCGACGGCGUCAGCACCAACGGGAUUCUACACGAGAUCAACAGGGUCCUGUUCCUUCCCGACGUGUACGAAGACAAGAGGCCGCUGAACCUGAGCGACGUGGCCGACGGCUAUAGAACCUUCUACAAACUGCUCGAGGACACGGGCGUGAUGAAGCAGCUGAACGACAGGCUGCUCCAACCAGUCACCGUGUUCAUGCCUUCAGACGGCGUCAUGGCAGCUCUGCCUCAGGAGCAGAGGGACUUCCUGUUUCACCAACACAACCGAGCCCAGCUGGUGGAGUACCUGAAGUACCACGUCCUGCAGAAGCAGAUGACGUACGCCGAAGGUCUGGUCCAUCUGGACUCGGCUCAGACUCUGCAGGGCUCCUCGCUCUCCUUCUCCGCUGGCAGCUCAGACAGCAUCGGAGAGAUCUUUGUCAACGAUGGAAACUGCCGGAUCGUUCAGAGACACCUCGCCUUCAGCCAUGGGAUGGCGUACGGGAUCGACUGUCUGCUGACUCCACCCAGCCUGGGAGGACGCUGCGACCAGGAGUCCACCUUUGAACUGAGGAUGAGCUGUGAGCAGUGCAAGCCUCUGGUCUCCCCGUGUCCCAAAGGGGCCGUAGUCAAGGAGAUAGAGAAGUGCGACCUCCCCUCCAUGUUUGUGGGUAAAAACCUGGGCUGUCGAGGCGUCUGCACGGUCCUCUUUUGGCAGCCGAAGUGUUGCCGUGGUUACUUUGGACGAGACUGUCUGGUCUGUCCCGGGGGCGUGGGCUCUGUGUGCAGCGGACGUGGGAAGUGUGACGACGGUCACCUGGGUAACGGUACCUGUACCUGUGAGACGGGUUUUGGGGGUGUGGCUUGUGAGCUGUGCAGUGACGGCUUCUAUGGACCCACCUGUAGAGCCUGCAACUGUUCAGAACACGGGUCGUGUGACGAUGGUCGCAGAGGAACUGGUCAGUGUUUCUGUGAGCCUGGGUGGACGGGGGACAGAUGUGACACACCGCAAGCUGAGAUCUUCACGUGUUCUCCGCCCUGUUCCCCUAAAGCCGUCUGCCAGGACAACAACACGUGUGUGUGUCGGCCGUUUUAUGACGGCGAUGGCGUCACCUGUGCAGUGGUGGACAUGUGUCAGGUCUGGAACGGCGGCUGUGCCGAAGGCGCCAAAUGCUCUCAGGACGGCGAGCGGGUGAGCUGCACCUGUCCCAAAGGUCACACUGGAGACGGCUUCUCCUGUCAGCCCAUCGACCCCUGCGCCUCCGGGGACAACGGAGGCUGCCACGAGCACGCCACCUGCACCAUGACGGCUCCGGGCAAGAAACGGUGCGCGUGCAAAGACGCCUACAUCGGCGACGGCGUGAGCUGCGAGGUCAAACAGCUGCCCGUCAGCCGCUGUCUCCAGGACAACGGACAAUGUCACGAAGACGCCAAGUGUACCGACCUGCACUUUGAAGAUGCGACACUCGGUGUGUUUCACCAUCGUUCAGAUAAAGGCCAGUACAAACUGACCUUCGCUGCAGCGGAGCAGGCCUGCAUUGCCAGCGGAGGUGCCCUGGCCACGUACACUCAGCUGUCCUACGCUCAACAGGGCGGGUUGAACAUGUGUGCCGCUGGCUGGCUGCACGGGGCUCGCGUGGCCUACCCCACCACCUACUCCAACCCCAAGUGCGGCUUUGGCCACGUGGGCAUCGUGGACUACGGCGUCCGCAAGAACCUGAGCGAGGCCUGGGACGCGUUCUGCUACUGGAUGAAGGAGGUCCGGUGUGAGUGUCGGCCCGGCUACGUGGGAAACGGCGUCACCUGCACAGGAAACCUGCUGCAGGUCCUCCGCUCCACCCCGACCUUCUCCAGCUUCCUCACACAAGUCCUGAACUACUCUGAGGCGUCGGAUUCCGGGAGACGCUUUGUGAGGCGGCUCAGCAACCUGACGGUCCAGUCCACGCUGUUCGUGCCUGACAACAGUGGCCUGGCCGGCAACCAGACCCUGUCUCAGCGGGACGUGGAGUUCCACCUGUCGGAGGGCCAGGCUCUGCCUCUCAGCCAGCUGAAGAACGGCAGUCGGAUCCGCACUCGAGUGGGCGUUCUGACGGUGGUUGGAGUCGCAGACCUGCUGGACCCCACGGCUCUGUCGUCUCGUUACAUCAACGGUCGCUUUGUCACCAGCUCUGACAUCCUGGCGUCAAACGGCAUCAUCCACGUCCUGCAGGCGCCGCUGAAGGCUCCGCCCCCAAAGCAGCAGAUGCCGGUGGCUCACAGAGCCGGGACGGGCGUCGGCGUGGUGCUGCUGGUUCUGCUGCUGGUUGGAGCUGGGUUCGUCGGAUACCACUUCUACAGACGCAGCACCAAACCCUUCAGGUUCCACUACUUCAAGGAUGAUGAUGAGGAGGAGGAGGAGGCUUCAGCUGCACACAGCAGCCGCAGCAUCUCUAACCCGGUUUAUGAAGCAGCUUCAGAACCGGCAGAGUCCAGCCCAUCUCACGUGGCAGCAGAGGACAAACACGAGGUGGUGAACGGAGGAACGUACGACCUGCUACAGGACAGCUAAGAGGGAAACCACUGGACCGGAACCAUCGCACCCGCUUCGGUACCACUUUGGAGCCAUUGUUUCCUGACCCGUUUUAAACCAAAGUCACUGAUCUACAGUACUUCAUCUAUAUGUUCCUGCAAGAUUGCUGCAUCCUACUCGAAUCGGGUUCUGUUCUGGGUGUCCCGGCCCAAGGAUUCUGGACCAGCUCCAGACCUCUGGAGAGCAGGUCAACCUCUGAACUGGCUGUUUUAUGAUCAAAGCUGAAAACUCAGCUUGCAUAUGAACCUAUCCAAGGAUGACAUGGCUCAUCUGUUUUAUUUUUAUGUUAGUGUUUAUUAGCUCCUCCCGUGUUUUUGUCUUGUUUCCGUUUAUUGUAGAUGAACCUGUUCUUGGCAGUAGGUCAUUGUGUGGCGCUACAUGAAUGCAGUUUGAUUCAUCUUCUCUGCUUAGACUCACCAGAUUUCUUCUUGCUUUCCUCCCAAUGUGUUACUAGUAUCUUUGAACCUGAAGCUGCUGUUGUUUGUUUUUUUGGGAUUACAGAUUUAUUUUUCAUUUUCUGUAGUUCAGAUGAUGAACAUGAUGUAAAGUAGUGGAAGUAUUUAUGUAUUGGUCAGAGGCAGGUGAGGGACUGUGCCACUCCUCCAUAUAUAACAUGGCCUCACAGCCUGUACCAGCCACACCCCCUAACCCUGACCCCCCAACACACACACACACACACACACACACACACACACACACACACACACACACACACACACACACACACACACACGUAUGUAAUCAUGACCGGUUGAAUCUUAUAAAAUGAGAAAAAAUGUGAACAUAAGUAAAAAAGUCCAUUUUGUAUAGUAGAAACAUUUACAAUGUUGAGAUCUUUAUUGAUGUAAUGUUGUAAAUAUGAGAUUAGCUGUGGUGUAACAUUCAAUGAAAACAUGUUGGAAAGUAUCAGAUUAGAGAAUAAAGGCGAGCAUCAUCUACCACGAAAA
Betta splendens (Siamese fighting fish) is the source of this 8750-nucleotide messenger RNA. It is a transcript of the gene stab2, whose product is annotated as stabilin 2. Gene Ontology annotation, biological process: cell adhesion. The transcript is spliced from 68 exons. Lineage: Eukaryota; Metazoa; Chordata; Actinopteri; Anabantiformes; Osphronemidae. The coding region runs from base 64 to 7782 and encodes 2572 amino acids. The record is from RefSeq and is a predicted model, not a curated record. Gene Ontology annotation, molecular function: hyaluronic acid binding; calcium ion binding.